Dovyalis caffra is the source of this 453-nucleotide messenger RNA. NCBI's taxonomy places the organism in Eukaryota, Viridiplantae, Streptophyta, Magnoliopsida, Malpighiales, Salicaceae. The record is from the annotation of a GenBank genome assembly.
AUGGUGGGUAUUUUCUCAAGAUUUUCUGUCGGUAGAGGCGGCCAUAGAAGAACCCAAAGUGCCCUUGAUGAGAGGGAAGUAUUGCCCCCAAAUGUAGAUGUUGCCGCAGCGGCUGCUGUCACUGCUGCUGCUUCUCAUGGAAUUGAAGUAUCAGUGGAGUUUAAGCCAGUUGAGCAUCCGAUUGAGCCUCUCGACAAUGAUCCACCAAUUCAAUGUCCGCAACCUGAACCUUCAAUUCUUAAUGAUGGAAGAUUGUGGAAGGAGCGAGUUUCUGCAACUGUACGUAGAAGAGGUGAGUUGCCUGUCAUGAAAGAAGGUGGGGCCCUUGAAUCUGAAUCUGUUGAGUCAGGGCCACGGCCAAACCAGGCCAAUCGAUUGAUACUGCCUUCUGUCAGUGCCCCUGAGCAUCAUUUACUAAAACUACUUGAAGAAUGUAAUGCAUCUGGGAUCUAA